AAACUCUCGUUCAGGCGAUUUAUCUUCACCUUAUGAAACGUCUUCAUCCUUCUGUUAAUAAAACCUAUCAAGAUAUUUGGCAUCGAGUGACCGCAUCGUUUUCUCCACAUAUGCUAGAGUCAUUUCUUACCUCUUUAUUGCUUCAUGCACAAAAUUGUGAUCUUUCAAACGUUCCCACUCCAGUUUCCAUUGAGAAUCGAUCUCGACAUUUGAUUCGUAAAAUUGCCAAAAUAUUAAUGUUAUUAAUUGGAAAUAGAAAUAACGAAUCUGUAUUGUUUUUAAUUAAAUAUAAAUAUUUUGUGGGUAAAAAAUCAUUUUCUGUAAUCAUUUUAAGAGUUUUAUGCUGCUUUUUAUGUUGGAGAGGGCUUCAAAAAGAGAAAAGUGAUGAUAAGAGCUUAAACCCGCUAAUAUAUAAUGAUCUUAUUAAUGUACUUAAAAAUCUCAUAUCGUCUUGGUCUGACCCAACAUUCGUUAAACAUGGGUCCAUUAGUGAUCAAAAAUACAUAACAAGUGUAAUUCUUAUAUUAUUCGGUUACAUUCCCAAAGAGACUCUAAUUGAUGCAGGAAUCACCAGAGAUAUUGUUUCUGGUGUGUCUCGGUGGUUACAAAAUUCAUUCGAAGAGUCGCGAAAAUUAGGAAUGAUUACUGCAGAAAUGCUUUCAAGAUUAACUGAUGAAACUGGAAACGUAUUAGACUUUGAAUUAAAUGCUGAAGAUGAGGAAGUAAGAUAUUUAAGGCAAUUAGUAGAAGUUAAGGACGGGCUUUUGGAUUUGCCAGAGAUUGAAAAUGAGGUUGUUGCUGAAGAUCAAGAAGAAAUAGUAUCGAAAUCUGAUCAAAUUGUAGAUUCCUCUGAGAAACAUUUUAAUACUGAAAUUCCUAUCGACAGCAUAUCUACAACUGAAAAUGUCGAUUCUCAACCUGCGGACUCUGAUGAUGAUGACGAAUUCGAACCGUAUCCGAUGGAAGAAGAAAGCGAAAAUGAUGAUGACGAUAAAUGUGAACCACAAAUAAAAAAGAAGAAAAUUCUAUCCCCGGUAUACAUAAUUGAUUUACUAUCGUAUCUAAAAUCUUCCGAUGAUCCCGAUAAGAUGGAAAUAGCGAUAAAUACUGCCGCAAAACUAAUUAGAAAUAAAACAGGAUUUGGGAUGGAAUUGG
Molecule: messenger RNA, 1155 nt
Organism: Racocetra persica
Lineage: Eukaryota; Fungi; Glomeromycota; Glomeromycetes; Diversisporales; Gigasporaceae
Source: the annotation of a GenBank genome assembly